AGAGUCAAGCAGAAACUGGAGAAGGAGAAGAGUGAGCUUAGACUGGAGCUGGAUGAUGUGGUUUCCAGUAUGGAACUUAUUGUUAAGUCUAAGACUAACUUGGAGAAGACCUGCAGAACUUUGGAGGAUCAAAUGAAUGAAUACAGGAACAGGUGUGACGAAAAUCAGAGAUCUCUCAAUGACUUAACCACCCAAAAAGCCAAGCUCCAAGCUGAGAACGAUGAGCUUUCAAGACAGAUGGAGGAAAAAGAAUCUCUCAUUUCUCAGCUGACGAGAGGAAAGAACUCCUAUAAUCAACAACUUGAAGAUUUGAAAAGACAACUAGAGGAGGAAGUAAAGGCCAAGAAUGCGUUAGCCCAUGCAGUGCAGUCUGCUCGUCAUGACUGUGACCUGCUCAGGGAGCAGUAUGAGGAGGAGCUGGAGGCCAAGGCUGAAUUGCAGCGUGGCAUGUCCAAGGCCAACUCGGAGGUGGCUCAGUGGAGAACUAAGUACGAAACUGAUGCCAUCCAGAGAACUGAGGAACUGGAGGAGGCCAAAAAGAAGCUGGCUCAGCGUCUGCAGGAUGCUGAGGAGGCUGUAGAAGCAGGAAAUGCUAAAUGUUCAUCUCUGGAAAAGACCAAACACAGGCUGCAGAAUGAGAUUGAAGAUCUUAUGGUUGACGUGGAGAGAUCUAAUGCUGCUGCUGCUGCUCUGGACAAGAAGCAAAGAAACUUUGACAAAAUCCUGUCUGAGUGGAAGCAGAAAUAUGAGGAGUGUCAGUGUGAGCUAGAGAGCUCUCAGAAAGAGGCCAGGUCUCUGAGCACUGAGCUCUUCAAACUGAAGAACUCCUACGAAGAAUCUCUUGACCAUCUGGAGACCCUGAAGAGAGAAAACAAGAAUCUUCAGGAGGAGAUCUCUGACCUCACUGAGCAACUUGGUGAGGGAGGAAAAACCAUUCAUGAGUUGGAGAAAGUUCGCAAGCAGCUGGAGCAGGAAAAGAGUGAGAUUCAGUCUGCCCUUGAGGAAGCAGAGGCUUCUCUGGAGCAUGAGGAGGGCAAGAUUCUCAGAGCCCAGCUCGAGUUCAGCCAGAUUAAGGCAGACAUGGAGCGUAAAAUAGCAGAGAAAGAUGAGGAGAUGGAGCAGAGCAAGAGGAACCUGCAGAGGAUGAUUGACAACCUGCAAAGCUCUCUCGAGGCAGAGACUCGCAGCAGGAAUGAGGCCCUCCGCUUGAAAAAGAAGAUGGAGGGAGACCUCAAUGAGAUGGAGAUCCAGCUGAGCCAGGCCAACAGGCAGGCAGCUGAGGCUCAGAAACAACUUAAGGCUGUUCAUGCACAUCUAAAGGAUGCACAACUCCAGCUUGAUGAGUCUCUUCGAUCCAAUGAAGAUCUUAAAGAGAACAUUGCCAUCGUUGAGAGACGCAACCAUCUGCUUCAGGCUGAACUGGAGGAGCUCAGGGCUGCUCUGGAGCAAACUGACAGAAGUCGCAAACUUGCUGAGCAAGAGCUGCUGGAUGUUACUGAAAGGGUGCAGCUACUGCACUCACAGAACACUAGCCUGAUAAACCAAAAGAAGAAGCUGGAGGCUGAUAC
Plectropomus leopardus (leopard coralgrouper) is the source of this 1568-nucleotide messenger RNA. NCBI's taxonomy places the organism in Eukaryota, Metazoa, Chordata, Actinopteri, Perciformes, Serranidae. The record is from RefSeq and is a predicted model, not a curated record.